GACGGUAUCACUGUCACUCUUGAGACGAGCAGAAACAUGUCUUCCCCAGCACCAGCCGCUGUCUUACCGGCAGCACCUGCCAAGAAACCCAAGGUCGCCAGGAAGCCAAGGAAGCCGGCAGCUUACCCACCAGUUGCCAAGAUGGUCGCCGCCGCUAUCGCUGCCUUGAAGGACCGCAAGGGAUCCUCCCUGCAGGCCAUCAAGAAGUAUAUCGCCGCCAACUACAAGUUCGACGUCAACAAGCAGGGCCAUGUCAUCAGGCGUGUCAUCAAGACUAUGCUGGCCAAGGGUCUGAUCACUCAGGCUAAGGGCAAGGGCGCCGCCGGCUCCUUCAAGCUUGGGGCUGCCGCCAAGAAGGCUCCCAAGCCCAAGGCAAAGAAGCCUAAGAAGGCGAAGAAGCCCAAGAAGGCGAAGAAGCCCAAGGCUAAGAAGGCGGCGAAGAAGCCAAAGGCGAAGAAGCCUAAGGCAAAGAAGCCGAAGGCAAAGAAGCCUGCAGCCAAGAAAGCGGCCAAGAAACCAACAAAGAAGGCGGCAAAGCCAAAGAAGAAGGCCGCGAAGAAGGCUGCUCCCAAGAAGAAAAUCGUCUCGAGAACUUUCGACAUGGCUCGUACCAAGCAGACCGCCCGUAAGUCCACUGGAGGCAAGGCCCCCAGGAAGCAGCUGGCCACCAAGGCCGCUCGCAAGAGCGCCCCGGCCACCGGAGGUGUCAAGAAGCCUCACCGUUACAGGCCCGGCACCGUGGCUCUCAGGGAGAUCCGUCGUUACCAGAAGUCCACCGAGCUGCUCAUCCGCAAGCUGCCCUUCCAGCGCCUGGUCAGGGAAAUCGCCCAGGACUUCAAGACCGACCUGCGCUUCCAGAGCUCUGCCGUCAUGGCUCUGCAGGAGGCUAGCGAGGCCUACCUGGUCGGUCUCUUCGAGGACACCAACCUGUGCGCCAUCCACGCCAAGCGUGUCACCAUCAUGCCCAAGGACAUCCAGCUGGCCCGCCGUAUCCGUGGCGAGCGUGCUUAA
Messenger RNA from Branchiostoma belcheri (Belcher's lancelet), 1011 nucleotides. RefSeq names its product late histone H1-like. NCBI's taxonomy places the organism in Eukaryota, Metazoa, Chordata, Leptocardii, Amphioxiformes, Branchiostomatidae. Gene Ontology annotation, molecular function: protein heterodimerization activity; structural constituent of chromatin; DNA binding. Gene Ontology annotation, cellular component: nucleosome. Gene Ontology annotation, biological process: nucleosome assembly. Bases 37 to 1011 code for a protein of 324 amino acids. The transcript is spliced from 2 exons. The record is from RefSeq and is a predicted model, not a curated record.